AUGGGUGGGUGGGUAUCGCCCCGCGGCGCUGCCGAGGUCGCCGGGGCCAGGCUGGGUAGAGCAGCGGGAGUUGGUUUCGUUUUGUGCCGCCGCAGAUACAAGGGCGAAGGCAUCCUGCCCGCCCGGCCGCAGGAUGUCUGGGAGUGCAUCAGGCCGGUGGCCGGAGGGCUCAGGACCAAGUGGGACCAAAACGUGAAGGACUUCGAGGUGAUCGAAGCCGUCAGUGAUACUGUCUCUGUAUGCAGGACCACAACCCCUUCAGCUUUUAUGAAGAUUAUUUCACCAAGAGAAUUUGUGGAUGUGGUAGCAAUGAAGCAAUUUGAAGAUGGGACGAUGCUAUCUGCUGCCACCAAUGUGGAACACCCACUGUGUCCUCCGCAACCAAAUUUCGUGAGAGGUUUUAAUUAUCCCUGUGGCUGUUUCUGUAUACCUGUCCCAGGGGAGCCAGACAGGACUCAGCUCCUCACUUUCUUUCAGACAGAUCUUGGUGGCUAUCUUCCCCAGACAGUGGUGGAUUCCUUCUUUCCAGCUAGCAUAUCUGGAUUUUACAGUAACUUGACCAAAGCUGUUAAGGCAUUAAAAGCAUGACAAGAUGAGUUGCUGACAUCACCAGCUGAGGACAGGAAAACACGUGGCAGCUUGAGGGUAAAAAUGGGA
This is a messenger RNA of Acanthisitta chloris (rifleman), 657 nucleotides long. It is a transcript of the gene STARD5, whose product is annotated as StAR-related lipid transfer (START) domain containing 5. Gene Ontology annotation, molecular function: lipid binding. The record is from RefSeq and is a predicted model, not a curated record. Lineage: Eukaryota; Metazoa; Chordata; Aves; Passeriformes; Acanthisittidae. Bases 1 to 588 code for a protein of 195 amino acids. The transcript has 4 exons.